UAGCGGGAAGCAGAACGAAAGGCAAGCAGACGAGACAAAGGAAGGGCAGGUAAGCAAGCGCCAGGGAUUCCAUCUCUUCUCAAUUCUCUCCCGCGAAAGAUUUCCAUUGACAAAGAAAUUGCUGUCUCGCAUCACCAUCACCAUGGAUCCCAAGCCUUCACCAACUCCACAAAAUUCCAAUCAAACCCCUAACGAACCGAGACAAAGAGACUUUUUGAAUCAUUUAGAGGUUUACCUUGCAAAACGAGAUGGGGUUGACAAGCUCCUCAAGAUCUCACGUUACGCAACCAAGAUCAUCUUAGCUUCAUCCCUCCUCCCGGAAACCUUAAUCUUAACGAAACGACUCAAGAGUUUCGAGUCAAGUGUUGGCCUCAGUCGCAAGGCAUUUCGACUUGGGAAAUUUGUUCAAGAUGUCAACGCAUUGAGGGACUGUCCUUUUGAUACAAAACAAGAAACCAUACUCUCAAUCUUUGCAUAUGGAGGUGAGGGUUUGUAUUAUUUUGUUGAGCAGUUUGUUUGGUUGGCUAAAUCGGGUUUGAUUGAUAGCAAACACUCCAAAAGUUUAGGAAAAGUUAGUGCGUGGGCGGAGUUUGUUGGGUAUAUUGGGAGUAUUUCUUUGAAAUUUAGAGAUUUGAAGAAAUUGAGUGAAGAAGAGGUCUGUCUGGAAUCGAGCAUUGCAGUUACAGUUACGAGAGGAGUUCGGUGUCAAGAGGGAGAGAGGAGGUUGUGGAAGCUGAGAGAGAAGAAGUUGAUGAAGAAAUUAUCUAUUGUGCAGGAUUUUGCUGAUGGGUUAAUGGCCUUGGCUGAUAUCCGUGACGGCAGAGGGCGAUUUUCAGGGCCGCUUUUGAUGUCUUGUGCUGGGCUUUUAUCUGCUCUGAUUAGUACUCGUAAGAAUUGGGUCUCUUGCUGAGAUUGACAAUUGCCGCGGAAGCCCUCAGGUACCUCUCUUCUAUUCAACUGUUAUUCCGGCCAGAAUGAUAAACAUCUGGCAUCUUUGAACUCCUUAGGUUGUUAUCUUGCAGACAGAGAUAAGAUAUUGUAACAGUUGCAAUAGCAUCUGCUCCCCUCUAAGAGGCGGUGUAAAGUUUGCCAAUUAUUUGUCAACAAAUUUAACAGAGAGAGUAUGCACCCAUCGUAGAUAACAAAAGAAACGAACCCUGAGCAGAAGAAACAGAAGAAGAGAGAUGAAAAAAAAAGCAAAAUCCCGCCACAAGUUCUAGUACUAGGAAACCAUUCAUUAAGGUUGUCUUAAAAAAUGAGAAAUAUAAAAGAAUUUUGUGCAGUAAUUGCAUCCUCCACAAGUUCAAAAAGGAGAAGGGAACAACUGGCAGAUAAAAGAAGCCAUGAGAGAUUUCAAUGCCUGGCAUCGAAAUCAGGGGCUCCUACUUGCUUAGACUUGGAAAAGUUUCAGCCCACCUGAGUUCGACCCAUACGAUUGUUGCAGAGAUUUUUUCUUGGAGAUGUAUCUCUAGCUUCCCACUGUAAUCAACUCAAUGGCAAGUCUUUAUCCUUCACGUUUUCUUGCUCUGGCUAAACCGUAUCGAGGCCCAUGCCCAUCCAUUAAGAAGUGAAAUCAAAUCUCUGGCUGUUUUCCUCCAGUUUAUGUACCACAUUCCUCCCAAUAACAGAAUCAAGACAAUCAAGCACGAGACUCUUGAGAUUCUUCAUACACCUGUGAGCAGCAAGGUUAAUUUAAUCUCUCAAUGGCAUAUCAAAAAGAAGAAGAAGAAACCGGAGAAGUCAAUUUUGAAACUGCUCCACAGGGAUCACGACAAGCAACUCUUAACAUGUAUUCAUAAAUUAAGCGCGCGCGCACGGAAGAGAAGAAGACGAAGCAUGCAUGCCUUUCAGAUGAAAACAAGAGCUGGUAAUAACAAUAAAACGAACAGGAUUUUGGAUUAGGAAUGUUGGGCUCACUUACAUGCAAAUGUCACGACUAGACAGCAUCUUUUUGUAGCGUGGGCAUCUGCUUCAACAUGGACGUGGAUUUUGCUCUUUUUGAGGGUUCUAUCUUAGCUAACAGCUCUGUAUACACUUGGAACCGCACCAGAACAAGGAAAAACAAACACACGCUUGGCAAUCAUUAACAUGAAAACAUGUUACAUCAUUCAUCAAAAUGUUAUAUCAUUUUAUUAUUAAUUUCA
Molecule: messenger RNA, 2144 nt
Organism: Populus euphratica (Euphrates poplar)
Lineage: Eukaryota; Viridiplantae; Streptophyta; Magnoliopsida; Malpighiales; Salicaceae
Product: peroxisomal membrane protein 11A-like
Exons: 2
Coding region: 143-910 (255 amino acids)
Biological process (GO): peroxisome fission
Cellular component (GO): peroxisomal membrane
Source: RefSeq, a predicted model, not a curated record